AUGAAAAAUUUGUGUCAUGUUUGUCAAGGUCUCGAUUUAUCGAAACUCAACAACCGUAAACCACAUACCUAUGCUCUUGGUCAGUGGGGAGAAGUGAAGGAAAGGUCUGCCAAUUGCCCCUUCUGUUAUCUGGUCAUUCGUUCCUCUCCGGGCAGGGCAGUAUGGGACGCACCAGCAACAGUGACGUGGAAAGAGGAAGGCGGAUUCUUCACGAAUAACCUUGUCGAGCACAUAGCAUUUCUAAACGAGGACACGUCGACUUCCCCUCACGGCACUGCAAGGCAGCUUAAACCCCAGAUCGACCCCAACUUGGUCAAAAAAUGGAUCAAACUAUGCGAAACAAACCACAGAGAUACUUGCGAACCAAAAUCCGGGAUCGUUCGCACUGCCAACAACCCCUCUGGACUGAAGAUCUUUCGCGUUAUUGAUGUAAUCGAUAACUGUCUUGUCAACGCGAGCCCCGGCGUCCGCUUCAUACCUCUGAGCUACGUAUGGGGUAACGGAUUUAAACCAGAGGUCACAUUGGUACGCGAAAAUGUCCAACAGAUGUAUACCAAGGGAUUCUUUCGCGAGGCUGGGAGGAAAGUUCCUACCACCAUUAGAGACGCUAUGACCUUCGUCGCCAAAAUUGGAGAGCGGUACCUCUGGACAGACAGUCUUUGCCUCAUUCAGGACGACCCUUCGGACCUAAUUGAUGGAAUUUCAAAGAUGGAUUUGGUGUAUCAAUGCGGAAUAUUCACCCUUGUUGCCGCAAGUGGGACCGAUGCCAAUGGUGGCUUGCCUGGAGUCAACUCAAAUUCUUUGGUCAUUCCUCGAAUUGACGAUCAAUUGAAGGUUGAGGUGCUACCUGGCAUCAAGAUGACAAUAACAAAAGGUGUAUACGAUGGCUUUAUGUUCACGGCAUACAGGAAACGCGGGUGGACUAUGCAAGAGCUUCUCCUAUCGCACCGCACCGUCAUCAUCACCAAGAAUAUGACAUUUUUUUGUUGUCGAAAAAAUACAUGGUCUGAGGACACGAUAUACGACAAAUAUCCAGACGUAAUCAACACACUGAUGGACCCUAAAUCCGGGAAUGGUGUAAUGUUUCUCUCCGACAAUGAGCCAAAUCCUUGCGUUACUUUUGGUUCAGAGCUCGGAAAUUAUGCUACCCGCGAGCUUACCAAGGCAUCCGAUGCUAUCAAUGCCUUUACUGGAUUCCUUAAUAGGCUGAAAGUUCAGUCGAAUUCAGAUGUUCUGCAGGGUUUGCUCACGGUUCAUUUCGAUAUUGGCUUACUAUUCACCGACGUCGCUGCUCUUCCUGUUCCCAGAUCAGCAACAUUGCCUAAAUAUUCCCGCCGACAAGGCUUUCCGACCUGGUCAUGGGCGGGUUGGAUUGGUGGAAAAAAUACUUUUGCCCGUCAAUGCAAAGUACCUGACGACGUUAAUCGUUGGUUAAAGAACAACACCUACAUCGUCUGGUACGUACGUAGUCCGGAUUCCCCUCAACUCAGGCUGGUAUGGGACUUCUCCUCGCAAUCACAAUUUGGGAAGUUGGACAAACAUCUGAUUGGAUACCAUCCAACGUACGAUAACCCGUAUGGACAUGCCCCGAAUUCAGAAUUGAAGGGUCUGCAAGUCGAACCCGACGAAUCGGACAAGAAGAGGAUGAACAUUAUCUACAAAGAAUUGAAACAACGUCAUUACCCCUUACUUCAUUUCUUCGCCCAUGUAGUCUUCGCGCCGAGGCUCAAGGCACCAUUGCCCGAUCUACCCAAGGAAUCGAGGUCCCAAGUUCAUCAGGUCAUUGGCACAGACGGGGAACGUUGCGGCUCUAUCUCCGUCGAUGAUCGUGACCUUGUAGAUGGUGUCAGUGGCCCCUACGAAAUCAUUCUACUUUCCAAAGUUGAUCAGUACGGUACGUUCUUUUAUAAAACGGAGGUCAGCACGAAGAAAGAGAUGUAUUGGGCGAUGCUAAUCAUGUGGGUGGGUUCUGAUAAAGUUGUUGCUGAGAGAAGGGGACUUGGAUUUGUCUUUUUUGACUCCAUCCAGUGCAUGGUUGGCGGUCGUAAGUACUGGAAAGAGAUCGUGCUGGCAUAG
Molecule: messenger RNA, 2076 nt
Organism: Psilocybe cubensis
Lineage: Eukaryota; Fungi; Basidiomycota; Agaricomycetes; Agaricales; Agrocybaceae
Exons: 2
Coding region: 1-2076 (691 amino acids)
Source: RefSeq, a predicted model, not a curated record